CACCGGAGGCUCCGUGGUCAAAGUGCACGCGCUUGCUUAAUGUAGCUGCCUGGCGGGCGCUGCCAUGUCAGGGCUGAACGAACGGGACCGGGAUGGGGCUCUGCUUGCCUUGCUUGGGGGGAGCUGCCGCUGAUGUAGUGGAGACGCCGGACCCGGAAGUUAAAAGAAGACAACUUGCAGAAGCUGCAGAAAAAAGGCAGAUGGAGGCCUCUUCUCGGGGUAUUAAGAAUCCAUCUUCUGUGGAACAAAAGAAAAGGAAACAGGAAGAAAUGGAAAAACGUCUUGAAUCGGCAACCCCAGGACCAGAAGGAGGCGGGCUUAGAUGGCAAGUUGGAUAAUUCUGGUUCAGCUCCAGAUGGGAAGGACAGAAUGAAUGUUCUACUGCCAAUAACUUGUCAGUUCCUGCAGCUGAACGACACUUGUUCGAUGUGUUUGGCUUUUGCUGUUGUUUGCCUCUGGAGACUCAGCAGUACUUUGCCAUUGUGGCAGGACAGAUGGAAAAUGUGUACUAAGGAUCUCUUUUUUCAAACUAAAACCUCACAAUGUACAGCAAAGAUGGCCAAAACCUGUUGUUUAUUUGUUAUGCUGCCAUAUUCUAUAACAUUGCAUGUCUUAACAUAUUGGAGGGACAGAUCAUGGAAGAGGCUGUUAUGAUGAUAAAGGAGAAGUUCAUACCUUGAUUAUUCUGGGGAUAAUCCCGCUUUAAAUAACUUCUUUAGAUACUUAACUGUUCUUUUGUCUGUGUCAUUCUGAUAAAAUUGAAGUCACAAUCCUCACCCCUCAUUUUUUCGGAAUUAAUUAAGUCAGUAGGCUUCCUUCAGAGUAAACAUUUUGAAGAUGAAACCUUUUGUGUCCCCAUGGAUGAUUUUCCAUGUUUAAAAGAAUUGUUGCCAUGAGGUGAGAAAUGCCUGUCUUUGGUUAUUUGUUCUUUUAAAUAACACCUCUGUAGGGAAAAAUACAGCCAUGUGAAAGGGACUGUUAAUUGUACAGUAGAAACUAAUCCACAGUCAUGCGUCCGAUGUACCACACAAAGCUGUAUUUGUAAGAAUAAGGCAGUAUGGAAAUCAUUUUCUACUUUGUGGUGAGAUUUCUCUCUACAAAUGAACAUGACAGUUUUAUCUGAUAAAUCCUGGGGGUCUGUUGGGUUUCUGCAAAUCUGCAGGGUUAUUAAAAUUGCUUCAAGGCAUUAUGAUCCAAUGUACUUAUGCCAAGAUAAAUAUAUUUAUAUGGUUUAUUCUUUCAACUUUUUGGAUGUUCAUGUUUAUGAUAUUUGGGGCUCCAUGGUUGUUGUUCAUUAAAAAAUACAACUAAGCUAAUAAGGACACACCUGAGUGCAAUUCUCUCUGUGAGUAUCUCAUUCUCUAAUGUAAUUUGGAUAGCCAUUUCAAGUGCGUGAUAACUCCUCCAUUGAUCAAUACAUUUAGUCUUUCAGAACAAUUAUUAUUGUGUGACUAUUCACACAGCCUAGUUCUUGGAAAUAAGGAGAGAAGGCCUAACAGCUUACAGUCCAAAAAAUGAAAAGACCAUUUUAUCUUUACUUGACCCUGAUAAGUUUAUAUGGGCUGUUGGCUCUUUAUUGCCCCCCACAGUGGCAGAGCUUUGCUUCUUGAAAUGAAUCAGUUUAGUGGAAAAUGUGCUCCAGGCACACCGCAAAAAUUCCAUUCAGCGUGCAAAUUGAAGCUGAGUUUUUUCUUGGGGUGGGGGCCAUGGAGUCACUUUGUCUCCAAUACUUUUACUUAAAACAAGUUAGUGAUAAUUUCAAAAAACAGCAAAAUGUCCAUUAUUAAAUAUUGUAUUCAAACAGUAAAAAUCAGUUUCAACUAGAAUAGUUUAAACUCUCCCUUUCAAUGUUCUGUGUGAAUGAUAUGACUACAAGUACUUUGUUUUCUGGCUUAUAGAAUAUAAUGCUUGUCUUAAAAUGCUUUUCCUUAAAGUUUGCUUUAAAGUUCACAAACUGUGCUAAAUUUAUUUAUGAAAUUAAAACUUUGGUUUGGGCUUUUUAGAGAAAAUGCAUAUUAGGGGAAAAUUAUUUGCAUUAAAAUGCCAGUUAUUAGGUAGCAGAGAUGGGCAUGGUGUAACAGUACUGCCACUGGCACAUUUUAACCUUUCUUUCAUGCAUUAGUAACAUUAAUUUGUCCUAUCAUAACUUCUGAGAGAGUCUGGUUCCUACUUCUAUUUUUGUUCACUGUAGUGUACUUUAAUAAUUCAGUGUAAAAGCAUGUGGCCUUGUUGUAAAAUAUUGAUACCUCAAACUAUAUAAUUCUGGGCAUUUGUGUUCCGAGCUACAUUUGCAUCGCACCUGUUCUUACUGCUUUUAACUGAUGUAGUACUAAUAUACCAUUUGGUUAUCCUGGGGUAACAAGUGGACUUCAAGAUUUCCAGUAAUCCACAGCAUCCAUCAAUGUGAUAGUGCUUAGAGAAGAAAUUAAAGUGCCAAUUUGGGAAUUAAGUUGUGUGUUUUCCAUACUUUUAUUACUUUUGCCAAUCUUUGAAAAAGGAAUGGUGUCAGAAUAAAAUCACUAUGCACUCUGCAAUCAUAACUGUUCUCCCCUUAAAGCAGAAGAUAAAGAACAUUUUCAUGCUAGUGCCUAUGCUUCUUUGAUCUUUCCAUCUCUUUACAUAUGAAUUAUGGUCUCCUGAUGAAGAUGCUGGGCCUAUUGAAAGCCUAAAUGCAGUGUCUAUGAAUAAACAUGGAAAUCUUCCAAACAAGUAAAGAGUACGGGUAGGGAAACCUGUGGCUUCAUGUUGCAUAUAGUUUUUUUCUCUGACAAAGUUCAUAACACAGCCAGCAGUAUCUGAUUCAUUGGCUUCAUUUGACCAUUACCUUUGGGAUGAUAUGGAGUUUUCUGGGAAGAACCAAUAUUGCAGUAUUGCUGUAUUCUUUUGAAAAUAUGUUUUUAAAAUUCUUCAUCUUAGUCAUGAUUGUGAAAACCAAACCCCCAGAAUAAAAUCAUUGAAUAUUU
This is a messenger RNA of Sphaerodactylus townsendi, 2963 nucleotides long. It is a transcript of the gene SVIP, whose product is annotated as small VCP interacting protein. The coding region runs from base 93 to 338 and encodes 81 amino acids. Gene Ontology annotation, biological process: positive regulation of autophagy; negative regulation of VCP-NPL4-UFD1 AAA ATPase complex assembly; negative regulation of retrograde protein transport, ER to cytosol. Lineage: Eukaryota; Metazoa; Chordata; Lepidosauria; Squamata; Sphaerodactylidae. The record is from RefSeq and is a predicted model, not a curated record. The transcript has 4 exons. Gene Ontology annotation, cellular component: endoplasmic reticulum membrane.